Molecule: messenger RNA, 4425 nt
Organism: Mastomys coucha (southern multimammate mouse)
Lineage: Eukaryota; Metazoa; Chordata; Mammalia; Rodentia; Muridae
Gene: Iws1
Product: interacts with SUPT6H, CTD assembly factor 1
Exons: 14
Coding region: 262-2562 (766 amino acids)
Biological process (GO): poly(A)+ mRNA export from nucleus
Cellular component (GO): nucleus
Source: RefSeq, a predicted model, not a curated record
GCAUUCCUCUGAGGGCCGUAGGCAGACGCCAUUUUGGCCCCAGAGGUGCUUCUGGGAAGUUGAGCGCGGGUCUUCACUUUGCCGGCCGGUGAGAUACGGCCCUGUUGAGGAGCCGGGGUUUCCUGGUCGAAGCGUCGGCGCCUUCCCCGGAGUCUCAGGCGAGGCGGAAGCGCGCCGCUGCGGAGAGCGGUCCCUCCGCCGGGAAGGACGUGACGGGGGCGGCGCGUGGCGUGGACACUCCCCGCCGAGAGCCCGCCUGCCAUGGACUCGGAGUACUACAGCGGUGACCAGUCAGAUGAUGGUGGUGCAACCCCAGUACAGGACGAGCGGGAUUCAGGGUCAGAUGGUGAGGAUGAUGUAAACGAGCAGCACUCCGGAUCCGACACUGGGAGUGUAGACCACCAUUCAGAGAAUGAAACUAGUGAUAGAGAAGACGGCUUGACCAAGAUACAUAAUGGAACAGACUCUGAGAAUGAUGAGCCCUCCAAUGUUAAUGCCAGUGACUCUGAAAGUGAGGAGCUUCACAGGCCGAAGGACAGUGACUCUGACUCUGAGGAGCAUGCAGAGUCUCCUGCCAGUGACUCUGAAAAUGAAGCUGUCAACCAACAUGGGAGCGACUCUGAAAAUGAAGAGCUUCUUAAUGGGCAUGCAAGUGACUCUGAAAAGGAAGAGGUUAGAAAGCAUGCAGACAGUGACUCUGAAACCGAGGACACUCUGCAGCCUCAGGUCAGCGAAUCUGACAGCGAAGAUCCCCCAAGGCCCCAGGCCAGUGACUCAGAAAAUGAGGAGCCUCCCAAACCUCGGAUAAGUGAUUCAGAGAGCGAGGAGCUCCCCAAACCCCGGAUCAGUGACUCAGAAAGUGAGGAUCCUCCAAGGCCCCAGGCCAGUGACUCAGAAAGUGAGGAGCUCCCCAAACCCCGAGUCAGUGACUCAGAAAGUGAGGAUCCCCCAAGGCCUCAGGCUAGUGACUCAGAAAGUGAGGAGCUCCCUAAACCCCGAGUCAGCGACUCGGAAAGCGAGGACCCUCAGAAAGGACCUGCUAGUGAUUCUGAAGCUGAGAAUGCCUCCACACACAGAGAGAAGCCAGAAUCAGAUGACAGUGAUGGGGAGAAUAAGAGGGAAGACUCUGAAGUGCAGAAUGAGUCAGAUGGCCAUGCAGACAGAAAAGGACUCCACAGCUCUGACAGCGAGGAGGAAGAACCCAAAAGGCAAAAAAUCGACAGUGAUGAUGAUGAAGAAAAGGAGGGGGAUGAGGAGAAAGUAGCAAAGCGGAAGGCUGCUGUGCUUUCUGAUAGUGAGGAUGACGACAAAGCAUCAGCAAAGAAGAGUCGCGUUGUCUCUGAUGCUGAUGACUCUGAUAGUGAUGUUGUAUCAGACAAGUCAGGCAAGAGAGAGAAGACAGUAGCAUCUGACAGCGAAGAUGAAGAAGUCGGGAAAGAAGAGUCUAAUGUAAAGAAGAAUGAAGAGAAGGAUCUGUUUGGCAGUGAUAGUGAAUCAGGCAAUGAGGAAGAAAAUCUUAUUGCAGAUAUAUUUGGAGAAUCUGGUGAUGAAGAGGAAGAGGAAUUUACGGGUUUUAACCAAGAAGAUUUGGAGGAAGAGAAAAACGAAACACAGCUAAAAGAAGCAGAGGAUUCUGAUUCCGAUGAUAACAUAAAGAGAGGAAAGCAUAUGGACUUUCUGUCAGAUUUUGAGAUGAUGUUACAACGAAAAAAAAGCAUGUGUGGCAAACGCAGACGAAAUCGAGAUGGGGGCACUUUUAUUAGUGACGCAGAUGAUGUCGUGAGCGCCAUGAUUGUCAAGAUGAAUGAAGCUGCUGAGGAAGACAGACAAUUGAAUAAUCAAAAAAAGCCAGCUCUGAAAAAAUUAACCUUAUUGCCUACUGUGGUUAUGCACCUUAAAAAGCAGGACCUUAAAGAAACAUUUAUUGACAGUGGUGUGAUGUCUGCCAUUAAAGAAUGGCUCUCACCUCUACCAGAUAGGAGUUUGCCUGCACUGAAGAUUCGGGAGGAAUUAUUAAAGAUUCUGCAAGAGCUACCUAGUGUGAGCCAAGAGACCCUGAAACAUAGUGGGAUUGGCCGAGCAGUGAUGUAUCUGUAUAAACACCCUAAGGAAUCAAGGUCCAACAAGGAUAUGGCAGGGAAAUUAAUCAAUGAGUGGUCUCGGCCCAUAUUUGGUCUUACCUCAAACUAUAAAGGAAUGACAAGAGAAGAAAGGGAGCAGAGAGAUCUAGAACAAAUGCCACAGCGGCGAAGAAUGAGCAGCACUGGUGGUCAGACACCACGAAGAGACCUGGAGAAGGUACUAACAGGAGAGGAAAAGGCUCUUAGACCUGGAGAUCCCGGCUUCUGUGCCCGUGCGAGAGUCCCAAUGCCAUCAAACAAGGACUAUGUUGUCAGGCCCAAGUGGAAUGUAGAAAUGGAGUCAUCCAGGUUUCAGGCAACCUCCAAGAAAGGUAUCAGUCGACUGGAUAAACAGAUGAGAAAGUUCACAGAUAUCAGGAAAAAAAGCAGAUCUGCACAUGCAGUGAAAAUCAGCAUCGAGGGCAAUAAAAUGCCAUUGUGACCUUGCUUGGGACGUGUCCCCAUCUCUAAAAAAAAUGCACAGUGGACUAUCGAGAAAGAAGAUAAUUUUAAAUGUUUUAGUGUGUCUCUGGUUCCAUUUGUAUCAUCUGUUGUUGUAGGACUAACAUUUCUCUCAUUGUAUUUAAGACCAUUUGUCUGCUUUGUACAGAAGAGUGCUUACCACUCCCGCUUCUAUCAACUGUAUGGAAUAAAAUUUCAUUAUGGUUUUGGGGGGUUGUCUCAUCAUUGUCUUAGAGACUAUCUCUGUGAGAUCAAAAGCCAGUCCUUUUCAGUAUAUGAGUAUGAUAUGAGGAAUUUGUCUGGCCUUGGCUCCUGACAAGGAACAUCUCAAACCUUUAGAAUUCUUGAACUAUCUUUGUUAUACUCUUGAUUUGGCUCAUCAUCGGGCCCUAAGUUCACUCUAAGACUGAUGAACAGAAAUAUGCUUGACCUAGUCACAUUGCCUGUUUGAUUAAUCAGUUAUACCUUUGUAUUAAAGCCCCAUAAAGAAAAGAACUCUGGACAAGCCAGGUGCCUUGCACAUCUAUAAUCCCAACGUUUGGGAGACUGAUAUCGAUAUAAGAGGAUCAUGAGUUUGAGGCUAGCUUGGAUUACAUGGCAAGACUCUUAAAUGCUCUGGAUACUGCAACUAUGUUGAUGUGCCAGGAGAACAAAGUCACAGAAGCUCUGCACCACCCUCCAUACUACUACUGAAUCUUCAUUGACCUGGUUGGCUUAAUUUGUAUCUUUUCUAAUAAGACCAUUCAUAACUAUAACCUUUUAUUGAAGGACAUAGUGCUUUUCCAAGUUCUGUGAGUCAAUUCAGCAAUUUUUUUUCAUUCAGCAAAUUUUUAAACCAAGAAAUUCUUGGGAACUUGCCUAUUUAUAGCUACCCUGGAAUUUUCAUGGUCUAAAGAUAUCACUUGCAGCCCAUGUCUGAAGUUGGGACAGUCUUGUGGAAGAAAUCUGAUCCCUAGAACUGUCAAUUCUUACUAACACUGAGCAUUUGGUAUCAGAAUUGGGUUGUAUACCACUGUAUAUGCCUAUAAUCUCAGCACUUUGGAGGCGGAAGCAGGAAUAUUGCAAGGUCUCCCAACAGCCUGAGUUACUCAGAAAGACUGUUCAAAUAAAGAUGGUAUCUCAGUAGAGUUUGAAAUACAACAUGCAUACUUUUUAUUUCUCUUGUUAGAGAUGUUGUAUCUGUUUGUUUAAAUCUGGGGAGUUAAGCUGUGGAAAGAAAAGGUUAAGAAACAAGAAAAUACAGAUGUAAUUAAAAAUUACUCAGUUGCAUUUACCAGUUGGACAAAUAGAAAAGGGAGAAACUAUAGUUUCUUAUUUAGUUUUGAGAAUUCUUAAAAGUCAUAAGAGAUUUCUGUAGAUCAAGAAAGUUUUAUCAGUAACUCAUUAAUUACUUAAAUCCUCUUGUGGUACAAACUGGAGCCUUGAUUUUAAAAAUGGAGUAUUAUUGGCUACAAUGGCCUUUGGACAAUUGAAGGAAUGUGGACUUCGUGGACUUGAACACUCCAUAAGAACCUCUCAAGCCUGGUGUGGUGACACACACCUUUAGUCCCAGCACUUGGGAGGCAGAAGAAGGCUGACCUCUAAGUUUGUGGCAAGCCUCGUCUACAGAAUGAGUCCCAGGACAGCCAGGGCUACACAGAGAAACCCUGUCUUUAAAAGAGAGAGAAAGAGAGAGAGAGAGAAAAGAGCCUCUUAAAGCCCAUCAGUACAUUCAGCAUGCAAGAGCAAAAGGAGUAUGAAGCAGAAACCUUACAAAGCAACAGUUAAGUACUAGGUGGUGGCAAACUACCUCUGGCUUUGUUUAAUUUCAUUAACUAAAAACAAUAAAAGCAUCUCAUGAACU